AUGAGUUUCGACUCGUCGACAGACGGUUCAAAUUUGGCGAACAGUGACCGGUCUAACGGCAGUUCUCGAUCCAAACGAGACGCAAUGGAAAUAUCUCCUGGCUCAUCAUCACAUGAACGAGAUAAGAAAGGGUCUCAUGGUCAUCGAGAACAUCGUGAAAGAACCCGCAGUCACAGUGGAUCUCCAUCAAGAUUCUAUGGAAAAGAAAAACGAGGCGGUUCAAGGCAAGGAAACAGAGGAAGAGACCGUGAAUCCCGGGAUUCUGUGAGCCCCCAAUACAAACAACAGCGGGGUUGGUCGAGUCCAAAUAACUUCCGUAAAGGUGGUGGUGGAGGGAGAGAUCGGAGUCGAAAUGAUUCAAGUCGGAAGAAGAGUAAGGAACGGAGGCGCCGUGACAAAAGAAGUCGUAGCCGAAGCAGACAUCGAUCACCAAGGCGGAGUGGGUCAUCAAAGAAGAGCAAAAAGAGAAACUCGUCUGGUGGUUCAUCGUCAUCUGAUCUAAUGGACACUUCACUGAUAGGCGAAAUAAAGAAGAAGCACGGAGCUGAUAUUGGAUCAUCAAAAAACAAAAAGAAGAGAAGUACCAGGCGAAAAAGAAAUAGAAACAGCAGUUCUUCAUCAACCAGUUCUGGAGAAGUACCAGAGCCUAUUAUCUUGUCAUCGAACGGAAUGAAUUUGAAUGCUCUUCCUCCACCAACAACGUUUAAUCCUGCUUUUCCACCCAUGUUUUCUCAACCUCCACCACCACCGCCACCAGGCACGUUCAUGACCCCUCCACCCCGUCCUCCACCUCCUCCAUUCGGAAUGCCACCCCCUAUGAUAGAAUCUCAUUUUUGUGCCACUGCAAGUGUUUCAAUCAGUUCCAUACCUCCACCACCGCCUCAAAUACUUGAUGGCGCCUCGAGCUCUCGAAGAGAGGCGUUGCCUCUGCCUCCAGAGAGCAGAAGAAUAGCAACACGUCCUGUAAUCAUUACGCGACGUGGAGUUACCACAAACCGUCCUUCUGAUUCAGAUUCGUGGUACAAAACGAAUUUGACUCACUACGAGAUGCUUGAUCAAAUCGGUGAAGGCACUUACGGACAAGUGUACAAAGCAGUCAACAAAAUCACUGGUGAACAAGUGGCUCUGAAAAGAGUACGCUUAGAGAACGAAAAAGAAGGGUUCCCGAUAACAGCAAUACGAGAAAUCAAAAUUUUACGUCAACUUCAUCAUAAAAACAUCGUUCGCCUAAUUGAUAUUGUAAUAGAUGAUAUUUCGAUGGACGAGCUCAAGCGAACAAGAGCUAAUUUCUAUUUGGUAUUCGAAUAUGUUGAUCAUGAUCUAAUUGGAUUGCUCGAGUCAAAGGAGCUCGUCGAUUUCAACAAGGAUCAAAUUUGUUCAUUGUUCAAGCAGUUGCUCGAAGGACUCGCUUACAUACAUAACACCGGGUUCUUGCAUCGAGACAUCAAGUGUAGUAAUAUCCUAGUGAACAACAAAGGCGAGUUGAAGAUUGCUGAUCUUGGUCUGGCCCGGUUAUGGCAGAAGGAGUCCCGAUUAUACACCAAUCGUGUCAUCACCCUUUGGUAUCGGCCACCAGAACUUCUUCUUGGUGAUGAACGAUAUGGGCCAGCAAUUGAUGUUUGGAGUGCAGGGUGUAUGCUCGGUGAACUGUUCACUAGAAAACCAUUGUUCAAUGGAAGUAAUGAGGUGGUUCAAAUGGAAUUGAUAAGCAAAGUCUGUGGAUCACCCAAUCCUGACUCAUGGCCUGAGUUAACAGAGUUGCAAGGUUGGGUUACAUUCAAACAGCGUAGGAGCUUCCCGAGAAAAAUUCGAGAGGAGUUUGAACACAUAAUGCCAAGAGAAGCGGUUGACUUACUCGAUAAAAUGCUGACUUUGAAUCCAGAACGGCGUAUUUCUGCAAAAGAUGCACUUCUUCAUCCCUGGAUUCGGAACCUUGAACAUACAAGUGUACAGCAAUUGCAACUUCCUCAGCAUCAGGAUUGCCACGAAAUGUGGAGCAAAAAGCAAAAAAGAUCAGCCCGUCUUGGUAGACAAGCAGAGGGAUCAAGUGGAAGUGGGCAUAGUAUGCGGGCAACGUCCCAUCCCCGAGCAGCUCCUCCAACAGUGGCAACAGCUACCUCCAAUGCAUCAAGUUCCAAAACGAAUGGUACAUCAAAUAACCAUCAACAUGCUUCCUCCGUGCCACCUGUUCCAGCGGUGCAUCAAGUCCAACUACCUCAUCCCUCUGCUUCUUCUACUCAUAACAACCAUCAUCCUGUUCAUCAACAAUAUCAGCCAGUGUUUUUCAAGUGA
Messenger RNA from Caenorhabditis remanei, 2292 nucleotides. RefSeq lists its product as uncharacterized. Gene Ontology annotation, biological process: positive regulation of transcription elongation by RNA polymerase II; transcription elongation by RNA polymerase II; protein phosphorylation. Bases 1 to 2292 code for a protein of 763 amino acids. The record is from RefSeq and is a predicted model, not a curated record. Lineage: Eukaryota; Metazoa; Nematoda; Chromadorea; Rhabditida; Rhabditidae. The transcript has 14 exons. Gene Ontology annotation, cellular component: nucleus; cyclin/CDK positive transcription elongation factor complex. Gene Ontology annotation, molecular function: ATP binding; cyclin-dependent protein serine/threonine kinase activity; cyclin binding.